Molecule: messenger RNA, 1110 nt
Organism: Polypterus senegalus (gray bichir)
Lineage: Eukaryota; Metazoa; Chordata; Cladistia; Polypteriformes; Polypteridae
Gene: myf5
Product: myogenic factor 5
Exons: 3
Coding region: 82-840 (252 amino acids)
Biological process (GO): positive regulation of myoblast differentiation; muscle organ development; regulation of transcription by RNA polymerase II
Molecular function (GO): DNA-binding transcription factor activity, RNA polymerase II-specific; RNA polymerase II cis-regulatory region sequence-specific DNA binding; protein dimerization activity
Source: RefSeq, a predicted model, not a curated record
UAUCACUUACGUCUGGUUUUCUAAGAAGCUGAAGUUUGAGAGCUUUAGGAACUUCAGAAGUGACUCUCACGUCAGCGUGCCAUGGAGGUCCAGGAUAACUGCCACUAUUCCCCAUCUCAGCUUUUUUACCACAGCUCAUGCAUGCCUUCACCUGAAGGUUCUGAAUUCAUUGACAACUUUGAACAGAGGUUUGCAGCUUUGGCUGAUUUUCAGGGCUCGGAUGAAGAUGAGCAUGUGCGGGCUCCCAGUGGUCAUCACCAAGCUGGCCACUGUCUCAUGUGGGCUUGUAAAGCUUGCAAGAGGAAAUCGAAUACGGUGGACCGCAGGAAGGCAGCCACUAUGAGAGAAAGGAGAAGGCUCAAGAAAGUCAAUCAAGCUUUUGAAACCCUCAGGCGGUGCACCUCGGUCAACCCCAAUCAAAGGCUUCCUAAAGUGGAGAUUCUUCGCAAUGCCAUCCAGUACAUUGAGGGCCUGCAGGAUCUCCUGAGAGAGCAAGUGGAGAAUUAUUACAGCCUGCCAGGCCAGAGCAGCUCUGAACCAGGGAGCCCCACUUCCAACUGCUCAGAUGGAAUGAUGGAGUGCAACAGCCCGGACUGGCGUUCGAGGAGCAACAGUUAUGGCAGUUCUUACACUUCAGAGAUGCAGAAUGAAUGCCCCAGUGAGAGAGGCCCCGCCGUGUCCAGUCUGCAAUGCCUGUCAAGUAUUGUGGAGCGUCUUUCCUCCUCGAACGCCGGGGUAUUGGCCAGCAGAGACGUCAGCACUCUGUCACUGACCUGCACUGACUCCCAGCCCAGCACCCCGGGGGCAUCCCCCUCAAGGCCAGUGUACCAUGUGCUGUGAGGCAAAAAAACAAAAUAAAAUAAAAUAAAGCCAAGGCCAACAAAAAGAAAGUGUUCAAUCUGCACAAAAAUAAAGCAAGCAGAGUGGAAGAAGAAAUGCCACCAUGCCUGCUUUUAAGUUCAUGUAAAUAAAAGAUCUCAUUCUGAGUGUAAAUAUUUAAAGAUGUCAUUCCAGGUUCAACUUCUUCUUUUCCUUUGAGCCAUAUUUAAAUUUCUUCAGUUAUCACAGUUCUAUUGUAUUUUAAAGUAAUAAUAAAUUGUAUUUAAUUCA